Messenger RNA from Neoarius graeffei (lesser salmon catfish), 2825 nucleotides. RefSeq lists its product as uncharacterized. The record is from RefSeq and is a predicted model, not a curated record. Lineage: Eukaryota; Metazoa; Chordata; Actinopteri; Siluriformes; Ariidae. The coding region runs from base 1594 to 2805 and encodes 403 amino acids. The transcript is spliced from 2 exons.
AAAAGGGAGCGUAGGUGUUUUAAUUACCUUGGUGCAUUCAGUUUGGAGAAGCGUUGGUGAGAGCUACACACGCAGAAACAUGCUCGCUCUGAAAAUUGGAAACUUGUGCUAACUGAAUUCUGGAACACUGGAGAGGCAGCCGGGUUUUCACCUAAGGGCGGUCUGCUGGAAAUGAGUUGUUUCCUGCAUUAAAGCAUCGUUUGAACUUUGAACUAUGAACUUUUAAAUAAAAAGAAAAAAAAAAGGAAAAUUCAAAUGGAAACUACUGUUGUUGCGUCAUCUCCUUGAGUGAAGUCCAGUGCCUUAAAACUCCACCAGAGUUCACACCCUUUUCAAGUUGGGGAAAAGUGCACAAACCAACUAACCAAACAAAUAAAUCAACCAAACAAAUAAACCAAACCAACAAGCAAGCAAAACUUGACAGUGGAAAACCGGGAGUCCAGGAACUGGAACCGGAAGGGAACCCAUCCAGCCAACGAAGCAGAGCAGAGCCCUAACGACCAAGACCUGGCCAUUAAGGAUACUGAGCCAGGUGCUGGAGGGAGAAUCAGGAGCCUGACCGCUGUUGCCUGGAAAAAGGAGAAGGAAAAAGAAAAAGACAGAGAAAAGAGAGGAGAGAUCAAAAAGAUUCACCUUGCUGUCCAUACCCAACCUGCAGGGGAAGACAUGUCAAAGACCGCGGAGGAGUUGAAGAGGGAUCGGGCCGUGGCAAAAAGGGCAUUCACCCGAGUAGCGAACUCCUUGCAGAGGACGUUCAAAGACAAGUCAGCGGAGGAGCUGGAAGGUUUGUUCAAUACCCUCUCAAAAGCAGCAGAAAAGGUUUGGGAAGCCAACGAUGAUCUGGAGGCCAAGCUCCUUGAAGAUAAAGAGGAAGAGGGUGAUGCGAUCUUGGAUGAGCGUCAAAAGGUUGACCUAUCAAGGACCGCUGCUGAAUGUGAGGAUAAAAUGAACGAGAUCAAAAGUCUGCUCCAACAGGUGCUGUGGUCGAAUGCUGCAGAGGUAGAGGUGCUUACUGCACUCCAGAUGGCAGAGAUCGAAGGAAAACGUACAGCUUCAGUAGACCCCAACAGCAAUCUAGAGGGCUACGAGUUCCUGCUUGCACACUUCCGAGACCUCACCGCAGCAGAAAAGGUCUCCUUUGAGCGGUGGAAGAGAUGGGCCCCAGCUGGACGGAGUCAGGAAAUCCAGGACCGGCUGAGAGAGCUAAACCAGCAAAUCCCUAUGCUCACGUCCAGAAAAGCAGACUUCAUUUACCAGAGACUGAAACAAGAGCAGCAUCAAGUCACCUCAAUCUCACAGAACCCAACCACCCCUGCUGUUAGACUGUGACCAACUGCACUCCCAAAGUUCUCUGGCAAUAAGCGAGACUUCCAUAGAUGGAGGAAAGAUUGGGAGGCUCUGCAGAAGCAAGGUGAGCCCUCAGGCUCCAAAGAGGUGAGGAAGUUCCAGCUGCUGGAUAUCCUGGAGGAGAGGAUCGCUCGGGACUUGAGGCUUACCAGCUAUCAAGAGGCAGAUGAUAUCUUCCGCAUUCUGGAGAACCGCUUUGGCAAUCAAACCGCCAUUGCUAUCGAGAUUGUGGAGGAGGUGCAAAAAAUGCCGGCUGUUAAGAACCAUCAACCAAGUAAAAUAGUGGAACUCAUUCAAACAGUGGAGAAGGCUCUGCAAGAUUUGUGUGACCUCGGAGACACGGGUGCGAUUAAGAAUCCCCUUGUCACAAAGUCCAUUGAAAGCAAGCUCCCUGAUACCCUGAAGAAAGAAUGGCUGGUGCACGCAGCAGAUGGCCAGAACAAAGUGGUCCCUGGCAACCGGUUCGACAAUCUGCUGGCCUUCCUUAAAAAACAAGAAGCCAUCUAUGAGCAGCUUGAGCACUUGAAGGAGGAGGAGCCAAAGAGGGACGCACGAGCCAAGCCAAGGCACGCGAGGACCAGAGCCACCAAGUCCAGCGAUGAACCUACUGGAUGUGUUGUCUGUGGUGACAUAAAGCACAAAAGGAAGCUGUUCUUCUGUAAGAAGUUCCAGGCCCUGAAACCAGCAGAGAAGGGUGCUGCUGUUAAGAAGCUGGGGGCGUGCGAAAGGUGCCUGGAGGUGCAUGACAGCCAAGCGUUCUGCAAGCCAACGUACCUCUGCAGACAAUCUGAUUGCAAGGAUGGACGCCGUCCAGAGCACCACUACUUCCUCUGCUCAAAUGCUGCUGCUCGAACUACUGCUGCACUGAGAAGGAAAGAUAACCUCAAGGCAGGGAGGAAAGGAUGCACUGCUGAGCAGGAGGACUUCAUUAGCAGCCUGCCCACAGAGCUUGCAGUGCGGUGUCGAGAUGUGUUUUCCAACUCUGCCUCACGGACUCUUAAUACAACAAGGGAACCAUCAAGCCUCCUCAUGCAGCAUGGUUUGAGAGAACUGCCAGUCAUAAUGAUGCUCCUUCAGGUGACUGCAAAUGCUGGGCAACAGAUUGGCACCCUGAUUGACUUGGCCUCUGAUACGAAUUAUAUCACCCACAAGGCAGCAGACAGACUCAACCUCCAUAGUGAAGAGAUGACCCUCGUCGUCCACGGUGUUGGAGGGAUGAAGGUCCAUGUGCAGACAAAAAGGUACCUGUUGAAGAUCAGGGUGAAGACCUCAAAAGGUAGCCUCCAGUCUCACCAGUUGGUCUGUUACGGACUAGACAAUAUUGCAGACAUCCAAUGUGGCGUAACUGCAGAACAGCUGCACCGAUUAUUCCCUGAUGUACUCAUAAGAGAGCUCACUAGACCCAAAGAAAUUGACCUUCUGAUAAGCCACAGAGAGGGCAAGCUGGCACCACAGUGAAUCAGGGUUAUUUGAGAUCU